UCAAAUCUAAGUGGGGCCAUUUGUAGUGAGAAGAUAUAUAGGUGACUUGUACCCAAACCCUUAAGAAUUUAAGCCAAAAAAAAAAAAAUGGAGGAGUAUAUGAAGUUGUUUUUAGAGGAGACAAGUUGGUAUAAUGAAAUAGUGUUAUCAAAGAAGAUAUCAUCUUUGUUGCCUCACUUUAUAAGCUCUUGGCUUCGAACCACUCUUUUUGCUUUUAUAUUAUAUCCACUCACUGCCUUCUUUUGCCUCAACUUUUGGAAACGCUAUGCUUCGUCUUCCAAAGAGAAGAUGCCUUCAAAAAGAGAAAUGGUAUGGCAAGCAUUGGGAGCAUACCAAUCAAUACCAUUUAGCACAUUGUUUUCAACAGGUUUCGAGUGGAUGGCUGAGAAUGGUUGGACUCAAUGUUACCCUCGAAUAAGUGAUGUUGGUUGGCCUUCUUAUGUAAUUUACACAAUCAUUUAUCUUUUUAUUGUGGAAUUUGGGGUUUAUUGGGCUCAUCGAUUAAUGCAUGAUAUCAAGCCUAUUUACAAGUAUAUUCAUGCAUCUCAUCAUCGUUAUAGUAAAGAGAACAUCAUUUCUCCAUUUACAGGUUGGUCAGGGCACCCAUUGGAUGGAGCAUUACAAGAAUUUCCAUAUGGUGUGAUACUAAUAUUGGUUCCAGUACAUUUCACAACAUUUUUGGGACUUUUCCUGGUAGAAGCUGUUUGGGGUGUUGUUGUACAUGAUAGAAGUGACACUCAACUUUGGCCUAUCAUGGAUUCUAAAUUUCAUACCUUUCAUCAUACUGCUGGUCGUUACAAUUAUGGUAAUUAUACCAUUUUCAUGGACUGGUUUUUUGGUACCCUUCGCUAUCCUAAGACUUCCAAAUUUAUUAAACAUUAAUAAUUAUUAUGUAAUUCUAUUCAUCUUUAAGAUUUACUGUUCUCGUUCUAAAAUACUUGUAAUUGAUUGUGACACAUUGUGUAGAGAGUAAAUUUAUUUCAAAAUUCUAGACUGAGAACCAUUUAAGCACUUGCAAUCCCUCAAGAUCUGCUUUUGAAGGACAAAUUUUGCUCGUUAACAUGUUAUAAUACUAGUGUUGAUCAUUGACCAAGACGGUAAACCUUGGUAAAUUGUUAAAAAUGGUCCUAUGAUAUCUGGUUUGCGACAGCAGAAAUAAGAUCGUUGAAUAAUAAUGAAACAACAAAAAAAUUCAACCAAACAACAAGAACGAAGACAAGAGAUUUAACGUGGUUCACUAUCAAUGUGAUAGCUACAUCCACCGGCAUCGAGAUCGAAUAAUUUCACUAUGAUCGCAAAGAAUUACAAGAUGAAUCAAGAUAUCACUCACAAAUUACAAUGACUCUCUUGUGAUCUCUCUCAAUUUAUGAUAAAAAGCCUUAACCCUAAAAUGGGGUUUUAUAAAUGAAUCCCCAAUAAAAGAAGUUAAUUGCUUAAUUAAAACAAAAUAACCGGCCAAAAACAAGUGAAGAGAAUUGCUCCCGUGAAGAAAUACCCGCAGCCAAGUCGGCUGCCUAGUAAUCUUCAAUGGCGCCGAGUCGGCUUAUUCUUCUGGACAAAAACACGAAUUUGGCAGCAUCUAUCGUCAAGUCGGUGGUCCUUCACAUGCCAUCGACGCCGACUCGGCUUUGUCCACUAGAAAAUUCCUCAGUCCCUAUGAACCACGACGACUCGUCUUCAAUCUUGGCCCAGAAAAAAGCCAACUAGGCUUUUGCUACUAGAAAUCAACAUUUCCCCAAAACCUUUGAUUCAUCAAUCUCCAUGCGUAAGAAAAGUUACUUGUAUAAGCACAUGGAUCACUCUCAAACGAGAAAAAUACAAAGUUUUAAUAUGGUAGAUUUUGAACGAGUUUGCUCAUUUGAGUGCUCCUAUAUGUUAGAUUGUCCUCUUGUUCGUUCGAGCAAGAGUUGUGGUAGAAUUUGGACCAACUGUAAAUGAUUCAUAUUAGUAUGAUAUUGUCCACUUUGGAUCAAACUUUUACGGAUUGGAUUUAUUUUUGGGCAUCUUUUCUAAAUGCCUUAUAAUAAUUUGAAGUUGAAUCACUUAUAUAUUUGUCUAACAAGACUUACACAAGAGAAAAGGUUAUUACACACAAAGCUGAUUAGCUUCCAUCUUAAACCCAAUUGGAAUAGGGAGAGUAGCCCACUAAGUUUAUAUAUUAGUCAGCUUCUAUCUAUUUUUUUGAUAUAGAAUCACAUACGAAUAUAUAUCCAACAGAACUUAAUGCGGGAGAAUUUUUUAAAAAGAUAUAGCAGAUUAAUUGAAAAGAACAAGGGAGUUAAUUGGAGUCACUAAUAACCUAAUUAGAUUAUUAGGCUAUAUAUCUCACACUCAUUUAAGACAUGCUGAUUAGAAGAACACGUUUUCAUGCAUCACAACAAGUAGUAGCGUAGGAGUACACUAAUUUCAAGCAUAUUAAUCGAAUACAAUUGAACAGUUGUACUUGUUGACUUUAAUGAGUGCGAACUAUGGUGUUUAAUAUUAAUACUAACAUGUGAACUAAGGAAUUCAAGGGCAACAUGACACAUGUAUUGUACUACUCAAUAAAAAUUGACCAUAAAUUGACCUACGAAUAUUUAAUACUCCUAAUUUAUAAUUUUC
Molecule: messenger RNA, 2601 nt
Organism: Amaranthus tricolor (Joseph's coat)
Lineage: Eukaryota; Viridiplantae; Streptophyta; Magnoliopsida; Caryophyllales; Amaranthaceae
Product: delta(7)-sterol-C5(6)-desaturase-like
Exons: 3
Coding region: 88-882 (264 amino acids)
Biological process (GO): lipid biosynthetic process
Molecular function (GO): iron ion binding; oxidoreductase activity
Source: RefSeq, a predicted model, not a curated record